AUGAACACCAUUGGCACGAUGGGUCAUCUGUUGAAAAGAGAGGAGAAUACUGGCGAACGUCUCUCUUUAUUAGAGGAAGAAAAGACUUUGGCAACAUUACCAUUAAAGACGAGCCGCGGGAAGAUUUCAUCCUCCUCAUCCUCGAAAACGAAAAGCGUUGGAUUCAUCUGCGCGUUAUCUCUCGGCGCGUUCGCUUUGAGCGCUUCUUCGUCGAGUAAAAAGAAUAGCGGCGCGUAUAACAUCGACGCGGCGUUCAAAUCUGGCUCUCCGAUGUCUUUAUUGGGCGUUUCCGAUCAAAUCGAUGUCAUGAAAAGUUUGAUCGUGGACACGUGCGGGAAAUCCGCCCUGCGUGACUACGAGAAGACGUAUUCCUUGUUACCGGGAGAAAAGGCAGCGUCGGAGAUGGGCGAGAGAGAAGAAGAAGGAGACGAUAAGAAAUACGCCAAAGCGGACGCGUUUUUAUCCAAAUUAAAGAAUGCGAACGGAGGAAAGAAGGAGGAUCAAGAGGACGACGACGAAGAUUUAGAAAUCGAUUCCUCGAAAAACACGGAUACGUUUUUGCGAGAGUUCAACGACAUGCAAAAACGGAUGAAGGAGACGAAGAAAUUCGCGAACGAAGAAGAGGAUGAUUUGGAGGAGGCAAAGGAGGAUUCUUCUUCGGACGGGGAGCGAACGGUGGAAGAGCGAGAGGACGCGAGGUUCGAGAAGAAGUUGACGAAGACUUUGGCCAAAGACGAUAUCGACGAAGAGGACGAAGAAGAGAAAAAGCACCGACCCCAAUCAUCGAGGAAGAAGCAAUCGUCGUCUUCGGAUCAGAAAAGCAGCAGCCGCAGCAGCGCUUCUGAGGACGAGGACCAUCGACGUCCAAGCAAGAAUUUUUCCGGGUACAGGGAAAAGUUUCACUCGGACGCCGACGACGAGGAGUUCGUGGAGAGAGAGACGGAAAGAGACGAGCGACGAUCCGUCUCUUCCUCCUCUUCUUCUUCUUCUUCUUCUUCUUCUUCUAGAGACAACAACAACAACAACCAGAGAGAACGUUUGUACGAACGCAAGAGCAGCAGCGGCGAUAAAGACGACGACAAGUCUACUUACGCCUCCAAAGGCGCUCGACGCAUGUUGUUGGAAGAAGCGUUGCCAAACGCAUCCGAAGAGAAAGAGUUGGUUGAAGUCGCCGAGGAAGAGAUCAAGCACACCGGGGUGUUCGCUUUGUUGCAAAAAAUGGUUGGCGGCGAACAAUCGAGUCAAGAUCCGGUCAAGCCGGGACAAAUGCCGCAGUUGGGUUUACCGCAGCAAACGAAGAUGUUGUCGAAGAAGAAUAAGAAGAAGUCGACGACGAAGAAGGGAGACUUAAACGUUGCCGCCGGAUUGGGCAAAUCCAUGGGCGUUCACGUCGAUGAAGAAGUCGACGACGAAAACGAAGGCGACGAAGGAGAAGAAGAACAAAUGAAAGAAGAAGAAGAAGAACAUGAACAACAAACCGAAGAACAAACUCGAACCGAUAAGGUGUUAAAGCUCGCGCAAGACGGCGAAAAAGCGUUGGAACGCGAAGCGAUUGAGAAAGUCUACAAAGGCGACGGCUCCAAAUCCAAGAAGAAAUCUGCGUUGGAGAUCCAACGAGGCGAGACUUCUUCUGAUAUGAGCGAAACGGACGAAGAAGCUUUGGAGAUUGAGAACGGCGCCGCGGAUAAGUACUACGACGUCACGAAAGUCGAACACUUGGCGCAAGAAACGCUCAAGAGAAAUAUGGGUGGUUCCAAAGGUGAAGCGUCCAUGGGCGAGCAGCAGCAAACCAUCAACACGAAAGCGUUGGAGGAAGCCAUCGGGAGAGCGGCGAACCAAUCGCCGGACAUCACCAGAAAAGAGUUGUUUUCCACCUUGGGACGCAAAUCCAAGGAAGAGUUUGUCAACGCCGCGCGAUUGAAGAAACUCGUCGAGUUGAAACACAUCGCGACGACGUGCAAACCGACGCUCAGCGACGGCGGUAAAGCCAUGGAACGUGCGAAAGAAGCGGCGCAACAAGCCGCCAUGAAAGUCAAGCAAGCCGCGGCGAGAAGAGCGGAAGCGGAAGCGAACUACGAGCACUCGCAAGAAGUUGCGAAAAUCGCCGCCCAAAAAGUCGACGACAUCACCGAACUCGCGCAAAAGAAGAUCCAAGAAGUUCAAGAAGUUGCCAAGAGAAAAGUGCAAAACGCAAAAGACAUUUCUCGAUUAGCCGGACGUAAAGUCGAAGACGAGUUUGACAUGCUUGGGAAAACCAAGGAAGAUUUCAACUUGCACGUGCAACACGCGAUGAAAUCAGUCGAAGCCGCGAAAGAAGCCGCUUCGUCGGCGUUGGAAGAGACGAAGAAGAAGUCCCACACGGCCAAGCAACGCGCCGCGGCGCUGGAAGUUUCAUUGGCGAAGGAAUACGAAGAGGCGAGAACCGAGCGCGAAAUCGAAGAGAAGAAGUUGGCAAAGGCGGAAGCGCAAGCGGAAGCGGCGGAGACGGAGAGAGAACAGAAAGUGUUGGAAGCGCACCAAAGACAGAUGGAAAUCGAAAAGGUUGCCAAGGAGAGACAGUACAAGUUGGAGGAGGAGCAAAGACAAAUGGAAGAGGCGAAGAAGCGCUCGAUGGCGAAGAGCACGCAAUACCGCACCUCCGCGGAGGACGCGUUGGAAAAGUUGUCCGUGAUUGAUUUUAAUAACAACAAGGAUAGCGACGACGUGGCGCGAAUCGGGUUUGGCGAGGAAGACAUCGCUUCUGGGUACCCCGACGACGACGAAACGCAAAUGGCCAUGGGCGGCGCGUCAUCCUCGGAUGGUGAUGGAUUCGAUCCGUGGACCCGCAAGUAA
Molecule: messenger RNA, 2832 nt
Organism: Bathycoccus prasinos
Lineage: Eukaryota; Viridiplantae; Chlorophyta; Mamiellophyceae; Mamiellales; Bathycoccaceae
Exons: 1
Coding region: 1-2832 (943 amino acids)
Source: RefSeq, a predicted model, not a curated record